ACCACAUUUCAGGAAAUAGGCUGCGGCGGGCAAUUUAUCGAUGCACAAGGAAGUGUUGAUGUUAGAUUAUCCAAGUUUUGCAUAUUUUACCGAGCUGAGACGACGACAACAAAAUGAACAUUGAUAAUCAGCCUGUCACAACCGGGGGUUCGUCUUCAAAUUCAUCAGCAUCUAGUAAUCCUAUCUCAAACAGUAAUACAGCAACGAAUGUUAGUAGCAUCCCCCCGGUUGUAACUAACGCAUCAACCUCAGCUGCAAUGGCCACCUCGUCAUCUGACUCGUCUGUGUCCAACGGCGUCUAUGUUCCUAGUGGCAUUGCCAAUGGAGACGUGAAGUCUGUCAUUUCCACAACGCCCCUGGCUGACUUUCUAAUGCAGUUGGAGGACUACACUCCUACAAUUCCAGAUGCAGUGACGGGCUACUAUCUUAAUCGAGCUGGUUUUGAGGCAUCUGAUCCACGAAUAAUUCGUCUGAUCUCUCUUGCUGCUCAAAAGUUCAUCUCAGACAUCGCCAAUGAUGCCUUGCAGCACUGUAAGAUGAAAGGCACAGCCUCUGGAAGCUCCAGAAAUAAGACAAAGGAUAAGAAGUACACGUUGACAAUGGAGGACCUGUCUCCUGCCCUGUCCGAAUAUGGUAUAAAUGUCAAGAAACCUCAUUACUUUACAUAGUGUAUUGGCCUAUGCAAGAGACAUACCACGCUACUUUUCCUUCACAACCAAUUUGAGUUUGUGCUUUGUAGACACCACCAUUCAUAACGUUUUUUUAACAUGGUGCUCAAGAUCAACCAUUGAAAAUGACUUGCAUCACUUUUUCAUUUUCAGUUUAAAUGUAGGCUAGUUGGUUCUUGGUGUAGACUGGAGCAUGUUUUGCAUUGUGUGGAAUUUUAGUUUGUAAUAUUUUAUUUAGACCAAUAAACCUUAACAAAAUGUAAA
Messenger RNA from Hypomesus transpacificus, 932 nucleotides. Its product is annotated as transcription initiation factor TFIID subunit 10-like. NCBI's taxonomy places the organism in Eukaryota, Metazoa, Chordata, Actinopteri, Osmeriformes, Osmeridae. The transcript is spliced from 6 exons. The coding region runs from base 114 to 668 and encodes 184 amino acids. The record is from RefSeq and is a predicted model, not a curated record. Gene Ontology annotation, biological process: transcription initiation at RNA polymerase II promoter. Gene Ontology annotation, cellular component: transcription factor TFIID complex; nucleus; SAGA complex. Gene Ontology annotation, molecular function: promoter-specific chromatin binding; RNA polymerase II general transcription initiation factor activity.